UCAAAGCGGUUUCGAGCAGCCGGCAGCUCCAGAUCCCGAGUAUGGUCCCCAAAAUUUCGUGGGAUAUCAGACGAGUCGAAAGAAGGAAGAUUGGCGCCCUAAUCUGAUACAUAAAACGGCUCAGAUAAGUGGAGUUACUUCCACAAAGCCUCAUCUUUACACAGACUAUGACAGGCUAAGGAAUGAGAAUAUUUUAAAACAGCUUGUUCCUUUUCACAAGAGUUUAGAUGAAGUAGAUAGUGUAAUAAAAGAGACAUCAAAUUCGUCACCGAACACCAAACCCAUUUUGAUCAGUCAAGUCAAUUCCGAAGUUGUCAAGCGAGCCACUUCCACUGAGUUGCAUUCUCUAUCUUCUUCAGUAUUAACAGCGCAUAGUGAUGCCAAAUGGACAAGAAUAACUGAUGACUUGUACGUCUAUAGUUCGUUCUGGGACGACCGAGCGGCCUUUCAUGCCCCUUUCUCUAGGACGUUAGGAAUACUCAAAUAUAACGAGAGCUUCGCUGUGAAGCAGGGAUUUCAACCUACUGGUGAAUUGAAGCCAGAGGCUGCGAAUGUUAUCUGCUAUUUGUGGCAUUCAUCCUACAAUCAACCAGUGGUCGGUAGAGUAACAAUUUCGUUCUAUGAGGAACGCUUUGAUUCAUUCGUAGGGAUCUUCCUCAAGUGUCAUCCUCCAUUUCCAGCGAACUUUACUCAUUCAAGCGAUCAAGCUUCAACAAUGCGAUCUAUUUCUAACUUUUAUGCCGUUUCGUUCAUUCCUAAAGUCUCGAUUGACUAUCCUCACAAAAUGAUUUACUUUGAAAAUUCAUCUCCAGACGCGAAUAGACCAAGGAAUACGCGUAGUUCGGCUGUGUGCGUUCGUCCAUUGUACGGUCCCUACAACGGUACUGACUCUCUACUUCAGUUCGUGAUAUACUACUCAGCUGUUUUGCACGUUAAUCAAUUUUAUUUUUAUGACCUCGCGAUGUCUCAUUCAAUAAAAGAGCUAAUGAGGAAGCUCCAAGAUGCGGGGAUGGCCCUUGAAGUAAUAUCUUGGAAUUUGCCUACUGGAAGCUGGUCAGAGCUAUGGGACUAUGGCUCCCUGUCAGCCAUGAACGAUUGUGUGUAUCGCGCCAUGAGGAAAUUUGACCACGUCAUUAUAGUAGAUAUAGAUGAGUUCUUGGUAUCUAAGACCAAAUCCAACGUUGCAAAUAUUUACGAAAGCGUACUGCGUCAAAAAACUGGUAAGCAUGGCGAUGCCGUACUCGUUCCCAACGUCUUUUUCUGUUCGGAAUUCGCGGGCAACCUCGAGCCAACAGGGAAGAAGAUCACCGGAGCUCCAAGCUAUCGCUUCAAGUUACCCAUAUUCAAGAAAGUCAUUCGUGAGUCACGCGCCUGGCCUGCGACUAUCCGUUCUAAGUUAUUACUCACGCCCGGCACGGUAGAAUCUGUUGGCCACCACAUGGUGAACCAUUUUGUAGCACCUUCGUAUAUAAACCUAGGAGCAUCAACGUCACAGGUUGUCAUGAAUCACUACCGCGACUGCAAAGGUCUGCAUCACGGCCUCAACAACACAGGACUUACCGUUCUCGGACAGCCCACUGCCCGCGACAUCACCAUGUUGAAAUACGUGGACAUUUUCAUGAAAAGUAAACUGAUGAAAAAGUUCAAGGAAUAUUUACUGUGAUAUUUAUUUUCUGUCAUGUGUUUCGUUACGUAACAUCUUUAAGGUAAUUUUCCGAAGACCAUUCUACAGUUAUCUGCAUUUUUACAUAAUAGAGACUAAGGCAAAAUCUAUUAUAAA
Molecule: messenger RNA, 1780 nt
Organism: Hyalella azteca
Lineage: Eukaryota; Metazoa; Arthropoda; Malacostraca; Amphipoda; Hyalellidae
Source: RefSeq, a predicted model, not a curated record